UCCUGUUCUUCCCUCCUCCUCCCCCUGCACAAAGCAUCCUGUGUGUCCAGCCCGAUCCCCCCACACCCCCCAAACCCGGGGCACCCCAGGAACCUUGCACCCCCUCCCCCAUCACACGAAUCUCUUAAUGAUGUUACUCUUCAUGUAUAAGUCCAGAUGUGGACAUAGCUGGUGAAAAGAGACAGACAACGUGAGUUUAUCGACUGGCUGCAUUCAGAGAACUACUGCCCUUGGAGGCAUGACGACCUCAGAGAGUGUGUUGCUUCUGCACUGAUUCAGCUCAAGUGGUGUCCCACCAGGUGCAUGCGAUAACUCCAGAAGAUAGUUUGAUAGUGUCCAGACCAGCUCACUGGGCAACCUGAAGAAAGAUCAUCCUAUAAAGGCCGUGAUCCAUUGCAGGACAAAUACCCUAUUCCUACUCAAAAAUAAAAGCAUUUCUGACAAUGAUGGAGAAUGGUGAAGAGACAUACGUUCAGGAGGGUAAUCGAGCAACGACUAGCCGCAGUGAGAUUUCAGAAUGUUGGACUGGUAUAAGGACAGACGAAGUGAGACCAUUUGUUCCUCUUCUUGGCAAGAUGCCAGAAGGUCAGACACCUUCACAGUCCCCACUCAUGUUAAGUAGCAUUGAUGAACACCAGAACCGCUGGAGAGAUAAACCAGGACACCGAUUGCUGGAAGCCGAAACAGUUUGCCAGCCUGGUCCUGCACCUGUGCAAUAUGGAUACCCUGCUGGUCAAAGCUCUCCAGCAUCCUUAACACUUUUGGAGAAGCCAAGAACCACAGAACCAAGUACUGUGGAACAGAGUGUUGCAGAACCACGCGUAGUAAGAAUAUCUGAAGACUCCAAUACACAACCUGUUUUGCACGGUGCAACACCAAUGCCAACAAGUUUUGGUAAAGUAGACAAAGAAAGUGGGAUGCUCACUAGACCUCAGGGUUGGACUAAUGUUGACACACAAUCAAGGAAUAUAGAUGAAAACAAAAGAAAAGAAAUUGGCACUUCAGAGCAACCAGGUCCACGAUAUUGGGGUCUGUUCCAAUGCUCAUUCUGCAAUUUUGUUUUCCAGGAUCUCUCUGAGCUUUUACAGCAUCAAGAAACUCACAACCAAGAUAAGUUCCAAGGAAUAGGACAUGAGCUGGUGCAGUCAGAUCAGCAAGAUGAGACUGCAUGUGAAUGGCGUAGAUACCGAUGCAUCGUGUGUGACAAAAUCUUCUGCAAACAAUCGUCUCUGGUUACUCAUCUGCGUAUACAUACAGGUGAGAAGCCUUUCUCAUGUCAUGUAUGUCGAAGAAAAUUUAACCAACGUACAAGCCUCACUGUCCAUCUUCGAACUCACACAGGAGAGGCACCAUUCCGCUGCAACAAGUGUAGCAAGAGCUUCCGACAACAAUCCAAUCUCACCCAUCACAUGAAGAGCCACCAGAGAAUAGAAGAGCUCGAUGGAAUAGAGUGGAGUGAAGAGAACAGGGCUCCAGGACUUCCUUUGAUGUAUCUCAUAUCAGAAGGGAAUGAAUCCACUAGUGAGGUUUGGGGUACAAAAGGUACUGUUCUUAAAGGUGGCAAAGAAGAAGAACCUGCAUCUUGUAAAAGACCCUAUGUAUGUGGCCACUGUUACAAACGCUUUACCCAUCAGUCCAAUCUCAUGGUUCAUCAGCGUAUUCACACAGGGGAUCGAUCAUACAGAUGUCAAGAAUGUGGAAAACAUUUCAGUAGAAGAACCAGCUUGAUGGUUCACCUGCGUGGCCACACAGGAGAAAUGCCAUACUCCUGUCAGCAGUGCGGAAAGAGUUUCCGUCAGCAAUCCAAUCUUCUCUACCACAUGAAGAGUCAUGCAGGACUAAUUGACUUGAAAGCAGAAGUCCCCUCUGGCAGUGCUAAUAAGCAAACAGUGAAGCUGUCUGGUCAGCUGAUUGGGCCAUCGGGCCAGUAUGUGGACAGAGGAGAAUAUCCACAACUUUUAAACAUUGGCAGUGUUGGAGGAGUGAGAGGAGAAGAUGGCCAGGUGAGGGCCUACCAAUGUAACCAGUGCUCAAAAUGGUUUCCCACUACCUCCAGCCUCCUACUUCACCAAAAGCUUCACAUGGAACAACCAAAUAGUAUAAUGCAGUGCAGAGAAAUUCAGGUCCAAUACCCCAUCAAUAGGGGUCCUCCACAUACAUACACUGAGAACAUGCUGUCUUCUCGACAUGAGCUUGAAGGGUUUCCACAGCCCCUCUUUAAGUUCCCUCCACGUACUGAGGGAAAUAGUGUCCCAGUCAUUCCAAAUGGCUCUGAGUCAAAUGUCGUUCCUCAGCCAGGAAAUAGCACUGGAUUUCAAAGAAUAGGAGGCAUUACUGCAGAGAAGGUACCUGCAAAGGGUCCUUUCCAGAUUAGGGGAAGAGGAAGGCCAAGAAAAAACCCUUUGGUAGGUCAAGGACAAGGUCCUAUGAUGGCUCUUUUAACGGGCAAAGCUAUUCACAAGUGUUGGAAGUGCCCAAGACGUUUUAAUAAUAAGUCAAACCUGAUCGUCCACUUGCGUAUUCACACUGGUGAACGUCCUUACCAGUGUUGGAAAUGUGAGAAAAGAUUCAGACAGCAGUCAAACUUGAUCCAACAUCUCAGGAAUCAUCAGGAACUUUUCCGAGAUGACCUUUCCCCAGAACCGAGAAAAGAGACAAACAAAGAACAGGAGAAUGGCAAGAAUCAGCCAGACAUGAUGAUGCUUCAACCAUCCACUGUUGGCCAAGCUCGUUGGACAUUUUUUCCAUUCACAGAUGGGAGCCAAAUCAACCACAGUGGGCAGCUGUUUGACCCUCCACAGACUGUAAAUCUGACUGAAAUUUCCCCUGCCACUCCGUGUGUCAAUUCAGGGACCGAUGCCAUUCCUCCAUCAGCUGACAGAUCUUUCAAAUGCAGAAGCUGUUUUAAGACAUUUAAUCACAAAUCGAAUCUCUUAGUCCACGAGCGUAUACACUCAGGCGACAAGACCUACCGCUGCCAAGAGUGUGGAAAGCAAUUCAGUCAACGCACAAGUCUGAUGGUUCAUCUAAGAACCCAUACUGGGGAGAUGCCCUAUUCAUGCUUGCAGUGCAGGAGACGUUUCCGUCAACAGUCCAACCUGCUUUAUCACAUUAAGACCAAUACGGUGCAAGGCCUCCUCAAGUGCACCACAGAACACUUACCAAACUCUCCAACACUUUCAGGAAUAGAGUCUGGAGGGGAAAACAGCAUUGGAUCUGAUAUGGAGUCCACACCCGGGCAUGCACCUAUUUGGAUGCAUUUGGACUCAAACUCAAAAAGCCAAAUGUCUCCUGCCCCUCCAAAUGAGAAUACAAAAGUGGAGUUUCACUGUCCUGAAUGUGACAAAGUAUUUACUCACCAAUCCAAUUUGCUGGUUCAUCAACGGAUCCAUUCUGGAGAGCGGGCAUACCGUUGCCAUGAAUGCAACCGUCAGUUCAGUCAACGCACUAGCCUGAUGAUCCAUUUGCGCACUCACACUGGUGAGAUGCCAUACGCCUGCCAGUGCUGCGGUAAGAGAUUCAGACAGCAAUCAAACUUACUAUACCACUUGAAGAGCCACGCAGAGCAGGGCAGUAUUAUGGAUUCUAUUCCAAGUUCAGAUUAUGCAGCUCCCAAGGCAAGAGGCAGGCCACGGAAAAGUGAGUCUAGUGAGGGGAAUAGGGACAAAAGUUUAAUGCCUAGGGGCAAGCGUACCUACAAGUGCACAGAGUGUCCAAGGCGUUAUAACCUCAUGUCUAAUUUAGUCACUCAUCAGAGAUCGCACGAUCAACAGCCUCUGUACAGUUGCUCAGAAUGUGGCGAGAGUUUCCUUCAGCAGAGUUACCUCACCGUCCACAAAAAACUCCACGCCAAGCGGGACACUCCCCAACUUGGGGCCCAGUAUUGCUGGAAGCCGAGCCAGGAGAUGAUGGACAUCAGAAGUUCAGGUAGAGAAGAGGAGAGAGGAGCUGUGUACAUACAGCACGAGAAAUAGACAGGGAUCCUGUGGCACAUGUCUGAAAAUAGGGCACAGAGUAGAUGUUAGACUCAAGCAAGGUGACCCUAAGAAGAAAAGCAAUAUUAUAAUUAUCAUAGGAAGAAAAGUCUGGGGGUGAGGAUAUGUGGGGGUGCCUGUGAAGUUCCUUUGCAAUAUCCAACAGUUAAUUGGCAGUGCUGCAUCUCCAAGAUGCUGUAAAAUUCUUAAGGGACUGGUCAAUAAACUCUGCGUUGUGCCAAAUAUACUUCUGACUUGGUCAUUGUCCAACAAUUGACCAAAGUCCACUUGACGCCAACACCAUAGAACUUGGCAGAAUCUCAGAGUCUGUGAGAAGUCUGCCGAAAGCUGUACAAAUCUGCAGAAUUUCGCAGAAGCGGCGGCUAAAACGUGGUGACUCAAUAGUGUAGCUCUAUAUUUAAAUUAUUUCUCCUGAAAAAUGGAGGUAGGAGGAAUUUCAACUCUUCUGAGGUUAUGUACGGGAUGAGGAAUUGUGGAGAAUUAACAAGGGAUUGUGACUUUUAUGCCAUUAUAGUGGAGUUGUAGACAUUUUACAAUUUGGCUAUUUUUAAAAGAAAUGUGCAAUUUCCUUGACCAUUCUCAACAUUUUCUGUUUUGGUGAAUAAAUCCAGUUGCGUUGUACACCCAUCUAGCACAAAUAUUUUUUUAUUUCUUUUCAUAUGGAUUGUAGUUAAUAUCCACACAAUACAUAUAAUAUAAAAGCCUGUUAGCAUGGCUACAGCCUCCGCAGUGAGGGAUAGCAUGUAUUUAGGCAUCAACAUAGUAUGACAUCAAGGAUAAGUCCUAUUACACAGAUUUGAAAGCACUUAAUUAUCAGAUAAAAUUCAAAUGUUCAUUACAGUAUUGUAGGGAAUUUUGUUAAUUCCAUUGAGACAUUUCAUUGCCAUUUUUAAUUUGGCAACAUUUCCCUUGGCCCCUGUGGGGAUCAAUGUCAUAUUUCGCCUAAUAAAGAGACCUAUUCUGUGUGGCGUAGACACAUUGAUAGCACUUUAAUGACUGACAGUAAUUUCCCCAAUGUUUCUUCUGUUUAUAUUGUAUUGUUGUCCAAGGUCGUGUGUCCAUGUAGAAAUUUGUGGUGAGACUCAAAUGGGGUUAUUCUCUUAACAGAGAUCUUUGGAGAAUUGAUGUAGAAUGCACAAUUUCAGUCAAAAUAGCCAAGUAAAAAAAUCAAUCUGUGCUGUUUUGCCCCUUUCGGUGAACCCAAGAUGUGGUUUCCAAAAAGGUCUGUGGAUCAGAAUGUGUUGCAGUUAAUAUGGGUGUUUAAGGGAUUUAUCAUUGCUCAAAUGCUAGCUACAGAGUUGGAAAGCAGAGAUUCGUAGAAUAUGGAUUAAAGUUGUCUUUGAAUAUAUGGAAAUGUGGAUCAGGCAUUCUAGUUGACACAGUAUUACAGCAAGUAUAGAAUCCAGGUAUUGUACAAAAUUAAAUAUUUAAGACCUUUUCAAAGCAGCAUUUUACCUUGGUCCCGUUGAAGGCCAUAUUUGUACAAUUUGCGAAUAUAUUUUGUGGAUCACUCAUCAGUUUCCAUAAUGUAGUUGGAGGUUCUGAGUGAUAUAAAAAAAAUCUGUAGUUACCCAGAUCAUUCCUUGGGUGGUUGAAAGUUAUUCUGUAUCGGAUUCUGAGCAGUACCAUGCAAAGUCCAUCGUGUGACCGUUCGUUUGGAGUUCUAAGUAACUUCGAUUGCAGAAAAUACUCAACAUUUCCAUCAGUUGGGCUCAUCUUUGUAGAUUAUCGUAGGAAUUUGAAGAACCUUGCACAUAUAUACUUUUGAAUCAAACAUUUUGGUUUCUGUAUGUUAAGUUCAAUAGGGUACAUGCCAUCAUUCUUUAAUAUAGCUACAAUUCCUUGGGGGCUGCAUAUGAUUUUGUUAUAUUUUGUUGCUGUCUGACACAUUUAGCGUAUAUAUCAUGUUGGAGAUAGUUCAAUGAAAAAUGUGCUUGUAGGAAUAUAGCUAAAGAGGAAUUAUGUCUCCUAAUUUGUUCUUUUCUUAGAACACAUUUAGAACGUUGUAACUCUAUUCGUGACAUAUUUGAUUGCAUAGAGGCCUGCCAAAGAAUGCUUUUUGCACACCGACGUUCUAAAUGCAGAAGUCCUGUCAAGGAUUUAAAAUGAAUAUCGUUGUUUAACACUUUCAUUCAAAAAACAAAUAAGAUUGAGAACAGUGGAUUCUCAUUCCAUAAUGAUCAUUGUGAUCCUUCCUGUAAAAUCUACAGGAAUCCAAGUUUUGUCUGUCAAACUUGCCCUACUGGACAGAUCCCACUGUAUUCAAUU
Molecule: messenger RNA, 6263 nt
Organism: Pelobates fuscus (common spadefoot toad)
Lineage: Eukaryota; Metazoa; Chordata; Amphibia; Anura; Pelobatidae
Product: zinc finger protein 845-like
Exons: 5
Coding region: 444-3974 (1176 amino acids)
Biological process (GO): regulation of transcription by RNA polymerase II
Cellular component (GO): nucleus
Molecular function (GO): RNA polymerase II cis-regulatory region sequence-specific DNA binding; DNA-binding transcription factor activity
Source: RefSeq, a predicted model, not a curated record